AUGGAAUCGCAAGCCAUUACGGAAGCUCCGGUCGCACCCCCUGCGGAAACCCUAGUCGCACCCCUUGCGGAAACCCUAGUUGCGUGCCCUGCGAAAACAAUUCCAGUGGGUUCGACUUCAGGGCUGACGGAGCAAGAGAAGAAUGAUACUCUUUUGGACAUUCUUGACAGCCCUCUUUUGGUCCCAGAAAAGAUUGAAUUGGAUGAUAUGAAUCAGCGAGAAUUGGGAAAAUCUGCUCCAUUGCUGCGCACAAACACGUUUCCGAUACUUCAAGAUAUUGAUGAUGCUGGCGAAGAAGUGAAAGCAUUGAAUGAGAACGAUGAAGACAAAUCUUUAGAGGAUAAUGGUGGUGAUAUAGAAAAUGUAUUUAGAGAGGGAAACAACGACAGACAAUUGGUUCUUGUGGAUAAUGGCGAUGAAAAGCAACCUCAUAUGCGGCAAAAUGAAAAACAACAAGCUUUCUUGCAUAAUUUUAAGGAUGAAUUCAGAAUGGGGGAGAAGGAAAUGCUUAUUAGACCUGUCACUAUUGAGGAAGUAAAGCCUGCGACUUUUAGUCUUGAUGAGGAUAGUGUGGCGGGGAUGGAUGGUUUUGGGGAUUGUUUUUAUAAAGCUUGUUGGGAGAUAAUAGCGGGGGAUCUUUUAGCUGCUUCCCAAGCCUUUAUGGGAGGUGUACCAAUUCCUAGAGCCGUUGCAAUGGAUAUUGAGGCAUCAAAGCAUGCAAAGGUUUUGGUUCAUGGUGGAUAUGGGUCAUUUUGGUUUGAUAAUUGGAUGCCUAAUAGAGUUAUAUGGGAUGAUCCUAAUGCUCAUCCGCCUCAUCCUGAGCUUAGUAUCAAAGAUUUUCGGUCUAAUAAAAACUUGUAUUUACAUGAUUUGCAAGGAUCUUUGGCGACGAAUGUGUCGCAGACAUUGAUGCGGGUUGAAGAAACCCUAGCGGUGGAGCACGACUUAUUUAUAUGGCAACAUUCCCCGUCCGGAAUUUUUUCUAUCAAGUCAGCCUAUCCUCACCUACGGAGGAGGGACAUGGAUGAUUUCUUAUCCAAGAAUUAUUGGCACAAGUUUGGAUUCCGAUUGCAAAAGGUACAAGUGCGAUGUUUUAUCUCUGUUCAUUGGGUGGCUCCUGAUCAAAGUGACUAUGUGCUAAACUCUGAUGGCUCAAUGGUGAAUUUGGAUUCGGGAUAUGGAUUUUGCAUAAGGAAGAAAGAUGGUAGUUUCUUGUGUGGAGAAAGUGACUACUUAGGUGGAGGAGAUAGAUUUGGAGCUGAGGUAGAAGCAAAUGUUGUUGUAGAUGGCUUAGCUGGGGAAGCAUCACUUGGGAAUUCAAAUAGAUAUAGCUCUAAGGGAAAUUUACCUAGACAUAUUAGGAAACCUACUGGAGCUCCGAAAGUACAUAUCUUCAAAAAAGUCACUUAUUUCAAUGGUAUGCCGGAAUUGGAGUUUGAUGAUGAUGAGUUUGAGGAGCUAAUUGCACCGCAUAAGAUGAGUCUUGUUGGGAAGUUCUCAUAUGGACAGCCUAAAAUGGAGACAUGUGGAGAUGAAUUUCAAAAAUUAGGGUUUAAAGGUUUUUACUUUCAUGGCCUUUUGAAACCACACCAUGUCCUCAUUCGAGUUGAAUUGGAAGAAGACUAUCAACGCUGCUGGAUUACUUCUGUUUGGAGUAUUAGUGGGUACCGAAUGAGGAUCUUAAAGUGGCGACCGGGUUUCAAAUUUGAGAAAGAUCCCUCGAUGGUUCCGAUAUGGGUCUCACUACAUGAGUUGCCGUUGGAAAGGACGCAUCCAAAGGUCAUAAGAUCGAGGAAUGCAAAGAAGAAAAAUCCAAAUCUGCAAUCGGCUAUGAAUGAUGUGAUGCGCAAGGAGAAGUCAAUUGUUUCAAAGCCGAAGGUGGAGGGAAAACAAAAAUCGAAGAAGGUUAAUUUUGUGAUGCCAAAGCCAGUCCCAAAAUGGAAGCCGGAAAAACCAGCACGGGUGGAAUCUGGACGGGGGUUGUUGAUUCAUGAAGAUGGCACUAGUGUGGAAGUUGAGAUUUUGCAAUCAAAUCCCUCAAUUGUUAGGGCUUUACCCUCAGGAAAGGAAAACGUCGAGACACAACUUGCUGCGGAGAAGGUAGUGCAAACCCGGGAAGCCGGAUGCGAACAGGCUGCGCAAAUUUGUUCGCAUGCUGCGCAAACCCUAGACCCGGUGAAUGCGACUUCUUCUGGACUCAUAGCUUCUGAGAAAGCGGUGAUACCAGUUCAUGUUAUGGAGAAUUUGGUAAGUCCAGGGACAAAUAAAACUUUGAUUGUGAUUGCCGAAAAUGAGUUGCAUGGUUCUCCUGUCGCGCGACUUUCUGAAAACCGGUUUGAGCUUCUAUCCGAUACAGUCAAUGAGGUGGAUAUUGAUGAUAGUUCUGAUGAUUUUCCUGACGAAGUCGGCGAAACUAUCCUGGAAGAUCCUCCUUAUGCUUCUGUCGAUGGUACGGCUAUGGAACUAAUGCACUAUGCUUCGGAUGAAGAAAAUUUCGCCCGUAAGAUUGGGAAAGAGGUGGAAGAGGCGGACGCAGGGGGUAGGUGGUCUGAAGGGGAGAUGGAAGAUCAACAAUUCGAUGAAAUGAGCCAGGGUUUCGUGACUGUUAAGCGAAGGCGAGGUCGCACGACAAAGGAGGAGCGUUUGGGAAUGCAAGAAGGCCUUGUUCUAAGGCGUUCGGCGCGGUUACAGGAAACUUUUUCCCUUAAUAUUUUUAACUGA
Messenger RNA from Oldenlandia corymbosa var. corymbosa, 2721 nucleotides. NCBI's taxonomy places the organism in Eukaryota, Viridiplantae, Streptophyta, Magnoliopsida, Gentianales, Rubiaceae. The record is from the annotation of a GenBank genome assembly.